Zymoseptoria tritici IPO323 is the source of this 1809-nucleotide messenger RNA. RefSeq lists its product as uncharacterized. The transcript is spliced from 5 exons. NCBI's taxonomy places the organism in Eukaryota, Fungi, Ascomycota, Dothideomycetes, Mycosphaerellales, Mycosphaerellaceae. The record is from RefSeq and is a predicted model, not a curated record. The coding region runs from base 1 to 1809 and encodes 602 amino acids.
AUGGUCCUUCGUCGAAAGUCCGUCCAGGAUGCUCUCAUGAAGAAGAAGCAAGGGACGCAGAACGUUGGCAGUCAAUCCCAGCGUUUCGAGGAGGCCAGACGGAUACUCGAGGCAAAGGGCUUCUACGACUACGCCUUUGUCAUUGCCGACGGUACCGGGUAUGCGCGAGUGCACACCGUUGGACAAGGAAAGAAGUUUCUUGAUGGCGCCGCAUUCGCGGCACAGACCGACAAAACCAAUGCUCUCCUAGAUGUGUCUGGAGGUGAGCAACCAACGACAUCCGACGAUGAGAUCGACGAUGUUCCGGACCGUGCUUCCAGGUCUGGCAACGGGAGAAGAGCAGGUCGCACAACGCAACACCGCGGACGUGCCAUGCUUCCAGAAAUCGAAACGCCGAUCAACUUACCAACCAUAUCCAAGCCGGUGCCGAUACCAGAAGCUCCCAACAACUCACUGACUCUAUCGAGACCUGCACAACCCAGUCAAUCCAAGUCGCCAAUGUUGAGUAUCCGCCUCGACAACGAGGUCGCAAUUGUCGAGUUCCUCGCAAGCAGGUUAAAGGCUAUGCAACAGGUCGUCGACAAGAAGAUCGCCAAAGCUUGGAUCAAGGGCAUCUGCCCGAAAAAGCAAGCCAGGUUCCCAUACUCCAACAAGACCAAGGCUUGUCGCAGACUCCCAGCCUGGUGGCCGUCGACGGAUGAUUGUCCCUUCGUCGAGCCGGAUCAUAUCAAGCGCGAUCGAUGGACAGCAUUCUUGGAGGAAAUUGCGGGACCUGAAACAAUUGAUGAGUGUCCAAAGGUGUCUGUCGAGAAAGCUGAAAGGCGCCGCAAGUACUUGAGUCAGAUCUAUGAGCUGGCAGGAAUGGAAGAAGAAUACAAGCGAGAUGACCGAGACGGGUCUGACCGCUUCUACUACCAGCCGGAUGAGGAAGACAACAAAAGGCCAGCGCUCGCAUCCGCGCCGACUCCAGUUGCCAAGAGACCCAGGGAGCAGUCCGUGGGAACAAGCUCCGCCCAAGCAUCCCGAUCGUCGUCCAUCUUAGAUCGUCGUCCGAAAGCGAAGAGGUCACGCAAGGACUCGAUGUCUGUGUCCGACGAGCCAAAUGUCACUCAGAACUCCGAACAGAAGCAGAAACGUCGCUGCGCUUCAACAGAAGAACACACCAUGCAAUCACUGGUACCUACAGUCAACAACACUGAGUCACCGGGCAUGAACUCGGUUGCUCCUGCUCUACAGCCACGCCAGAACAGCUGGCCCGAAGCUCAAAUGGAAGCCAUUCCAACGAAGACAGAGCGACGUGCGCGGCCGAGAAGACGCCCUGUCGAGCACAUAUCGACGGCACGCACACAUGAUCGAAACCAAUGGCAUGGCAGCCCUCUCGCUCCGCCAACCUACCUCUCUGGUGGCGCCACGCAGCCUUAUUGCUCGCCGAUGCAAUUCCCAGGACGACAAGACUUCGGCCUGCCGCCCUACUCCAUGGAUCGAGAUAUGAUGCAGCAGGCAUCCCAGUCCUCAUUUCAAUCGAUAACACCCGAGGCGCAUUUCCCAGCAAGCAAUCCAGCUGUACCCGAGCUCAUGGGCAUUCCUCAUUACAGCAGUCCGGAACAUCAUUAUGCGAUGACGACUCUGCCACCAAAUUGCUUCAUGCCGGCUGUCAUGGACCAUCGAAUGAUGGAUCUCCAGCUUCCACUCAGACCGCAUGAAUGGCCGAUGAUGCACGAGCAAAACUUGGCAGGUGGGCACAUGCUGCUUGACUACCACAGCCCGCAGUUUGACAACCAUGCUCAGCCAUGGAAUACUAUUGUUUGA